AUGGUUUUCUACAAGUCUCGGGCUUCCACCCGAACCAUAUUCAUGGAGAACGGCGUUCCCAUUUUUGAGGACCAUAGCUCUGUCAAAGACCUGCAAUGGAUGUCAGUCAGAAUUCGCAACAAUGACCAGCAUAACACAGAUAAGGAAUUGAUGGAUCUUAUUAUUGAACGCAUACAAUCGGGAACUUUCACAAUCACGCCACAUGCCAUGCACCAUCAAACUCGAUUCCAUGUAUCUUUUCCCAUUGUGGAAAAAAGCGGCUCCUUGACUGCCUAUGUUAUCAGUCUCGUCAAAGUUUGGAGACAGGAUAUCGUGGCGAAGCUUGUUUCCGUUGAUCGAGAUUACCUCUUUGAGCCUCGCCAUUGA
This is a messenger RNA of Penicillium soppii, 366 nucleotides long. RefSeq lists its product as uncharacterized. Lineage: Eukaryota; Fungi; Ascomycota; Eurotiomycetes; Eurotiales; Aspergillaceae. The record is from RefSeq and is a predicted model, not a curated record. The transcript has a single exon. The coding region runs from base 1 to 366 and encodes 121 amino acids.